Messenger RNA from Polyodon spathula (Mississippi paddlefish), 3540 nucleotides. RefSeq lists its product as uncharacterized. The transcript has 7 exons. Lineage: Eukaryota; Metazoa; Chordata; Actinopteri; Acipenseriformes; Polyodontidae. Bases 1900 to 3540 code for a protein of 546 amino acids. The record is from RefSeq and is a predicted model, not a curated record.
UUACAUAAACAGAUGUCAGGAAGGGUUCAUAGCUAAAACCUGAAUUCUAAUAAUAAAACAUGUAAAACUAAAUAAGAGAUUGUGUUACGUACUCACAGAAAUAUAGAAAUCUGUUCUUUUUUAUUACUGCGAAUAAAGAACGGUACGUCGUUAUUUAAAAACAAACAAAGUGUUAUAAAAACGUGUGCUAGAUUAUUUAGACACACAGGCUUCUAUUCAUCUGAAUUAGAACCAUGUUCACCUACUGUACUGUGAUAAAUGUAGUACAGUCACACCUCUGUCAUUUCAAUUCGCCACUAUUAAUACUAGAGGGUUUUUAAAAAUAUAUAUUUUACUUCCAGAAAUAUCAUGAUUUAAAUUGAAAUAAAAAGGCUCUCCAAUUAUUUCCCUGUUGCCUUAUGGUCUUGAAUGUGUAACCGUGUACUGUUAUUGUAAGCAUACACCACUUGCAUGGUCAAAUUAAUUAAUGAUAGCGGCAUAGUAUUCUUUCCGGGUAAUUCAUGAAUCGAUUACUGAUAAAUAAAUACAUAAAGGAGACAUGUUAUUCUUGUGAUAAUAAGCAUUAUCCUUACUGUAGUACGCAAUAUUUCCAUAACUGUAGUGAUGUAAGGUGGUAAGAGUUACUGAAUGUGAAACAGUCUCCAUGGAAAUAUACAAACAACUGUAAGCACACCUUGCAGGCAUCCUUUGUUUCCUGAAAAUGAAUAUCUAUUAAAAGACAGGCUAAUGGAUUACAUUACUGACAAUACAUUGUUAUUUUACUGGGCUAGGAACACUACAAAAUUGUGCAGGUUUUGAGAAAUCUAAGAUCUUCCUGUACAGUGUGAAAUUCAGUGAGCUGCCUUUAAAACAAUGGUGUAGUCAUGAAGAUCAUAGAUGGGAAGAUUUGGGGAUUGUUGUGCAGGAAUAACACAAGGGAUAUGGAAAUAUUUAUUUGAAUGGAUGUAAAGAAAUAAUAAAUCAUAAUAAUUAAAAAUGAUUGGUUCCUGUUUCUAAGGUGUAUACAGAAAAUUGAAUACUGACAUAAAAAAAGGAAUGAUGUUUUCAACAUUUAUUGCAUUCUUUGUUUUUAUAGAAGAAAGUAAUAUAUUUCUGGAGGAUUCAAAUGUUUUUAUUUUCUUUUUGAGUUUAUUAACCAGGCCCAUGUUUAUAUUUUUAUCAAGCAGCAUUUACUGAAAAAUGACAGACAGGUUGUUAACCUCAUUUAGUGUCUUGGACAGCUAUUCUCGAAAGGUCUUGAGCAAACAUUCCAGGGUGAGUAUCAUACAUUUCUGUUUGCAGCACACAAGAUACUAAUAUAGAGGAUAAGACAAGAGCAGCUAAAGAAAGUAAGUGGUGUGAGGUAUACAUUGUGUGUUAUCAGCAGUUCCUGCUUGAUCUCAUUGCACUGUUAUCAUGCAUAUCUAAAGGCAUAACAUAAUUAUUUCAAACAAGUUGCUUUAUAGUGUAACACUGAUUAUUGCGAAUGUAUGUGCUGGCCUGUUUAAUAUCUAUUUAUUUAAGCAAUAUUUAUUUAGUUUUGUUUUAUUCUUUAAGCUUGUUACUAUAUAGAAAUAGAUAUUGCUAUCUUGGUGUUUUGCCCAGAGCUACCCUGUCUUCCAUUUUUGUUGCCUUCCCUGCGUACUUGGACUUACACAAAGGUCUAACAAAUGAGAAAUACAGGUUUCAGUACUGCUGAUAAAUUACAUGUUUUUAAUAUUGCAAGUUCAAGAUAUUCACAGUCUUGUUUUUUAGGGUCGUCAGCUAGGAGUGGCGCAAGGAAAGCGCCCUGCUGUGACUUGUGAAAUAUGCUCCCAAUUAACGAAUGACUAUGACUGGGAUUUUGACUUACCUAGUACUAAAAGAACUGAACUAUCCAAACCUAAAACUGUCAAGCAGAUUAUAAACGAGGAGCAGAAAAUGGUUCAUAAAAAAAUAAGGUCAUCAGUACCUAGGAUAACGUCUGCAUUAGCUCCAGUGACAAUAUCCCAUGAACAAUACAGUGGCAAUACACUUAACAUCUGGCCAUUCAGCAACCCUGAAGAUCAAGCUGGUAGGAAUUCACACCAGAAAGGCAACAAGAGAAGCAAUGAAGAGGGAUUCAUGAUAAUUAAAGUAAAAAAAUCUCAAACCGCACCCUCAAAAUUAGGAACAUCUUCCUUGAGAAGACUGAACUGGGCAAAAGAGGUUGAAAGGAUCACGCCUUUGGAAGUUUUAAGCAAAGUGGACAGCCAGGCCCAGGUUGGGGGAGUGCUUGGUUUCACAGACAUUUCACACUGGUAUUCAUUCACAGGAAACAGGACCCGAACCUUGGAGACACCCGCCAGUGUUUUCACAGGGGAAGCUGACAGUCAAUAUAAUAUUCCGGAGUCUGUUGGAAGCUCAGUGGCACGUCAUGUACAGUAUGGCAGUGUGGACCAGGUCGGCUGGAAUGGAAUCUGUACAAGGACUGAAGAAAAUUGUUCUGCAAAGUACUCACAGCAAGAAAAUCUGCGUAACAUGAAAGAAUUUGAUUCAGAAGACAAGCCAUUGGGGGUCCCUCUCUGCAUUGAGGAUGAGCUUGAUAACAAAUCUGCGAGGAUACUUUCACCAAAACCUCAGAAACUAUAUAUACCUCAUCUGAGCAUUAGUGAAACACAUCCGGUGGUGUAUCAUAAGGAAUAUCAAUAUAAACCUUUUAACAGCCAAAGCUCUCAAGCAAGUGAACAUAAUGAAUCUUCAAAUAAAAGAAUAGAAAUAAUGGCAAAAGACAAACACGAAAACCAGUAUUCUGUUACCGGCGUGUCCCUGUACAGCAAAGAGGGCCACAGGCAUGGUAAGGCAAUGGAGAAGGAAGAAGUGAAAAGCAGUGUGGCCCUGAUGGUAAAAUCAAAGUCGAUUAAGAAAGUUAACAUUCAAGCAUUAUCCGCUAUUGGAACGACUAGUAAAACUUCUGACUUUGUCGAAGGGCUUCCUACUGUUCAACCUGCAAGUUGUAUUUCUCACAAUGUGGUUCCUUUAACCAAAACCCCUCUGAAGUCUGUCACUGCUAUAACAAGUAUGAAUAAAUCACCUUUAGAUGUCGGUCAAGUAAAAAAUGGAAUUAAUCCGAAAAAGAAUUCAGAAGUUGAAGUGCUUUCUACUAGGUAUUUAAAAACAAUGCCAUCACCUUCCUACAAAAAUAACUUUGGAAACCGGGCACAGAAAAUCCCUUACAGUAAAUACCAAACUGCAGAUCAGGAGCCAAAAAUGGACUUUAUAAUGAUUUCAAAACCACUGAAACAACCUCCAUUUGAAAAGGUUUCGUUAUCUAGCAACAUAUUCACUAACAGCAAAGGCUGCCCUUUGGAGCAGACUUUAUUGCAAGAGACCAUGGAAGAGUCAGCAAAUGACACAUUUGUAGUUCAUCAGCUUGUUUCCAGGCCGAGCAGCUAUAAUGAGAAGAAAAAAAGAAGAAAGCCUGUAUCUGAAUGGGACAGACAGGAUUCCCAGACUGCCAAACCCACACUUGAACCUUCAGCUGAGGAGAACACAGAGACAAAACAGACAGGUUCUGUUCCUUCAGAUACAGAAAUGAAUUAG